This is a messenger RNA of Fusarium fujikuroi IMI 58289, 2052 nucleotides long. RefSeq lists its product as uncharacterized. Gene Ontology annotation, molecular function: protein binding. Lineage: Eukaryota; Fungi; Ascomycota; Sordariomycetes; Hypocreales; Nectriaceae. The record is from RefSeq and is a predicted model, not a curated record. The transcript has a single exon. Bases 1 to 2052 code for a protein of 683 amino acids.
AUGGCUUCCGCUACUGAGCUUCGGCCUACUCAGCCGCCCUCAUUUUCAACACAUCAGCACGCAACACCAUCUUUGCCUUUGGUACCAUCGACCAAGUACCACGAUGAGGUAGAAAUGGACCUAGCUAUCCAUCUCGCCACGCUCUGCCGCAAAAGCCUUGUCGAGCUCGACUCGCAUCUUCCUGGCUUCAAGCCUUCUCAUCCUUUCACUGCAGAUGAGAUCGUUUCUCUGCCGCUUGAUAAGCAUCGGAUCGAUGAUACCCUUCAUGAACUCCCUCGACGCAAAUCUGCUCGACACAACCUGGCCGUCGCUAUUUCCUCCUUUUUGUACCCUGUGCAUCAGGGUUCGCUGACAGCCAUCAUACGCUACGAGGAAGACCGUGUGCGCCUCCGUGCUUGGGCCGCCUUGCAGCGCAGGUAUGACAUGCUAAAGGCCACUAUUCGCAACGGUCAUACCACCCGUGGCCUGUCCAGUGGUGCCGCCCCUGGUGUCCAGGCGCCUGUUUGGGCCUCCCGUAUCACAUCACAGGGAGUUUGGGACCCUGCCAAGUAUCCCAUUUCUCUUGAAGGUGUGCCAGCAAUCCCCAUGCCUGUUGAGAUCGCCCACGAGGCCGAUCUUGCGCCAUUCCUGAACCACCUUGGGGGUGGGGGCACUUCCAAGCUGAAUGGUGAUGAGAAAGGCUUCGAGUUGGAUGAUGGGCGAGGUGAGCCUUACUAUGGUGUGAAAGGCGCCGAGUUCCGCAAAGGUGUUGUCUAUGAGGAUGGGCGCAUGGAUCUAUGCAAAAUGGUCGUUGGACCUGAUCAUAUUGGUAAACUGAUGGACUCACUUCGACCUAAUAAGUUUGUACGCCACUUCCUCCUGGGCAAUAACAUCGUCGGCCCUGCAGGUGCUCAUGAGAUCGCCAAUUUCAUCCACGACCUCCCUGGACGAAUUGAUACUUGGUAUCUCGCUGGAAACUGCAUCGACGGACCCAGCUUCAAUAUUCUCGUCGACGCCAUGGUCAAGUCCGACGCCAUCACCAACAUUUGGUUGAAACGAAACCCACUUGGACUCCAUGCAUCUGAGGAUGUUUAUCGACUCAUAACUGGAGUUCGGAAUCUGCGAACUCUUGAUCUCGACCAAACUCAGCUCGGUGACCGUGGAGUUUCGGACCUGUUCAACCGCUUGGCAGGUCACAGGAUGCCCGAGGGUGCGAAACUACCCCUGAAACAUAUCUAUCUCAACGGCAAUGGCAUCUCAAAUGAGGGUGCACAGGCCCUUGGUAGGUUCCUCGCAUCUCCGCACUGCGGCUUGACGUCCAUCUACAUGUCAUCAAACCCAUUAGGAGAUUCUGGUGCAAAUGCCCUUGCUCAAGCACUACCCAAGGCACCGUAUCUGACUCGAUUGCUCUUACAGUCGAUCGGAGUCAGCACCAAAGGUGCCGUUGCACUGUGCAAGGCUGCUACUGGCCAUCCCGUUCUCGAAGUGUUAGAUCUUGGACAGGCUUAUGCCACUCAUGAUCUUGGGCAGGCCUACAACUACAUCGAGGAUGGUGCCGUAACUGCCAUUCAGGACCUUGUCUCGGCCAAGAGCCGUCUGUCCUAUCUCAACUUUGGACAUAUGGCAGUGGCACCUCCGGCAAUCAAUCUCAUUUCAGAGGCAGUGCUCAAGAGCCCGUCGCUCGUGUUCUUCGCGGCCUACCCAAUUCUGCCAGAUCCAGACCUCAGGGCCGCAACCUUCAGGCCAGCAGUUGACACGACUUUCGCCAACCCAGCUGAGCCGACCAGGCCGCAGAUUCUAAUGAGCAAGGCAGUCCAAGAGCAUCUUUCUGCCAAUGUCAAGGCUCGGUAUGGUGAGGAAACCUCGUACAGUCAGUUCAUGGAGGAGGAUAAACGCUGGCUCGUGAGCGAUAAGACCGAUGUGCGCAAAAUCGACAGCGUGUACCGUAAUCGCGAUGCUGGUCUCGCCCGUCGCCGGCUCCUGACUCUAGUCAAAAAUUGGGAGGAGGGUGAUGAGACCCUUGACCGUGUCAUGACAGCUCAUGCCCCAACCUGCUCUUUGCGUCGACACUGA